This is a messenger RNA of Trichoderma breve, 570 nucleotides long. Its product is annotated as promethin domain-containing protein. The coding region runs from base 1 to 570 and encodes 189 amino acids. Lineage: Eukaryota; Fungi; Ascomycota; Sordariomycetes; Hypocreales; Hypocreaceae. The record is from RefSeq and is a predicted model, not a curated record. The transcript has 2 exons.
AUGUGCGCCGCAAAAGGCCCGACGCAAAACGAUGGCGACGCAAAUGCUGGAACAAAGAGCCGUCUGGCAGCGCUGCUAUCCACUGCAUACUCUUAUGCUCAGGGCUCUUUCAACUCUUUGAUUCCGCCGUCUUCUCGUCAACGCGCAUAUGAUGCAGCAUCAUCGUUUGCCUCCGAUCAACCGAUACUUUUUUCCUUUACCGUUUUCCAAGCUCUCUUCGCGCUCCUUCCCCUUCUGCUAUUCUUCUCUUUUGCGUUGUCAACUAUUCUCCUGGCCCUAUCUGCCGCGUUUGCCUUUGCUUUUUUCUGGAUCGGCAUUGCGUGCCUCUUCUUGAUCCCGACGCUGUUCAUUACGGCAUCUCUCGCAGUAUUGUGCUGGGGAACGUCAGUUGGAAGCUUCGUUAUCGCUAGAAAAUUGUACCACUAUGUGCCGGCAGCCAAUCAUCAGGAGAGGAAUGAUACCAAGUCGCCAGCAAGUGAGGAUACGCUGGUUGUACCCGAGGUGGUGGUGUCGAAUGGCGUUGAAGUCAAGAAGGAGGAUCAGUUUGACGACGUCAAGAGCUUGGAGUGA